Hipposideros armiger (great roundleaf bat) is the source of this 800-nucleotide messenger RNA. Its product is annotated as KRAB domain-containing protein 4-like. The record is from RefSeq and is a predicted model, not a curated record. Gene Ontology annotation, biological process: regulation of DNA-templated transcription. The transcript has 3 exons. The coding region runs from base 140 to 412 and encodes 90 amino acids. NCBI's taxonomy places the organism in Eukaryota, Metazoa, Chordata, Mammalia, Chiroptera, Hipposideridae.
UUGACUUUCUGGGAAAAGGCAGCUCCCGUGACAUGAGGACGUAGAGGUUCCAGAACAAAGAGUGUCGUGUUUCUGGUGGUCCUUUUGACCAGAGAGCUCUUAGCUAAGAUACAAAGCAGAGCUGGAAGUCAUUGAGCGGAUGUUGGUGUCACUGGCAACUUCCCAAGAACAGCUGAAAAUGACCAAAUCUAAGGUAACAUUUGCAUUUAAGGAUGUGUUUGUGGACUUCACUUCGGGGGAAUGGCAGCUACUGGAUGCUGCUCAGAAGAGCUUAUACUGGAAUGUAAUGUUGGAAAAUUAUAGCAACCUUGUGUCAGUCGAUGCCUCUAACUUGUAUCCUAUAUCCAGAAUAUCAUUUCUUUCUUUGAUCGUUGUUAUGAGAGUCUACACCUUCCAGUACCUAAUCAUAUAAAGAUUCAUUGGUCUCCGUCCUAGAAGACACCUGGCAAGUUGAUGAUGUACACUGGCACCAGCAAAACUCUGACAAGCCUGAUCCCGUGGAGAGGCAUGGGAUCCUCUGUGGAUACGAUGCAUUUGGGAAAGUAUUUCACCUGAGUAAAGACUUUAAUCAUUUCGAUUUAAAUGGAAAAACUUUGAAACAUAAUUUAGAUAUACUUUUCCAGAACAGAAAUUAUGUAAAUAAGAAAGCUGAAAAGUUAAAUCUGCUUGAGAAAUUAUUUCUCCAUGCUAUGCACAAAAACACUCAGUCUGGAAUUAAUUGCUAUGGUUAUGAUUGUGGAGAAGCUGUCAGUAAGAAGUCAUGCCUGAAUAUAACUCAUAUAGCAAUGAGAUUUUACAAA